Messenger RNA from Suricata suricatta (meerkat), 1463 nucleotides. RefSeq names its product surfactant protein D (gene SFTPD). The coding region runs from base 191 to 1354 and encodes 387 amino acids. Lineage: Eukaryota; Metazoa; Chordata; Mammalia; Carnivora; Herpestidae. The transcript is spliced from 9 exons. The record is from RefSeq and is a predicted model, not a curated record.
UGCAUAAAUAGCCAGUGCCUGCCAAGGAAAGGCUAAUUUGCCUGGGGAUCCUGGAGUCUGAGAAGAAGCAUUGAUUUGGGGCAUGGGGCCCUAGAGUUGCUGUGGCCGCAUACCAGGGGACAAUGCCCUCGUUCUGGCCUGGGUCUUUCAGUGCUCAUGACUGAGCCUCUGCCGCGAUAAGGGAGCUCACAUGGGGGUUUCUAGAGACUCCCAGGAAACCCAGGCCAUGUUUCUCCUCCCUCUCUCCGUGGUGAUCCUGCUCACACAGCCCCUGAGGUCACUGGGAGCAGAAAUGAAGACCUAUUUCCAGAGAACCGAAGCCAACGCCUGCACUUUGGUCAUAUGUAGCCCCGUGGAGAAUGGCCUGCCUGGUCGCGAUGGACGGGACGGGAGAGAGGGCCCCCGGGGCGAGAAAGGGGACCCAGGUUUGCCAGGAGCUGUCGGAAGAGCGGGGAUGCCUGGCCCACCCGGCCCAGUUGGGCCCAAAGGGGAGAGUGGCUCUGCCGGAGAGCCUGGACAAAAAGGAGACUCAGGAGCCUCUGGACCUCCGGGACCUCGAGGUAUGCCUGGUCCAGCUGGCAGAGAGGGUCCCUCAGGAAAGCAGGGGACUGCAGGACCUCAAGGCACACCAGGCCCAAAAGGAGAGGCUGGGCCCAAAGGAGAAGUGGGUGCCCCUGGCAUGCAGGGCUCUGCAGGGACAAGAGGCUCCCCAGGGGCUAAAGGAGAGAGAGGUGCCCCGGGGGAGCUUGGAGCCCCUGGAAAUGCUGGGGCAGCAGGGCCUGCUGGAGCCAUGGGCCCACCAGGACCUCCAGGUGCCAAAGGGCCCCCAGGACUGAAGGGCGACAGAGGUGCUCCUGGGGACAAAGGAGCAAAAGGAGAAAGCGGGCUUCCUGACAUCUCUGCUCUGAGGCAGCAGGUGGAGGGUUUACGUGGACAGCUUCGACUCCUCCAGAAUGCCUUCUCUCAGUAUAGGAAAGUGGAGCUCUUCCCCAACGGCCGAGGGGUCGGAGAGAAGAUCUUCAAGACGGGAGGUUUUGAAAAGAGUUUUGAGGCCGCACAGCAGGUGUGUAUACAGGCCGGGGGACAGCUGGCCUCCCCACGCUCGGCGGCCGAGAACGCCGCCCUGCAGCAGCUGGUCACACUUGAGAACAAGGCUGCUUUCCUGGGUAUAACCGACAUCAAGACGGAGGGCAAGUUCAUCUACCCGACAGGGGAGCCCCUGGUCUAUUCUAACUGGGCCCCGGGGGAGCCCAACAACAAUGGCGGCGCAGAGAACUGUGUGGAGAUCUUUACCAACGGCAAGUGGAAUGACAAGGCCUGUGGAGAGCGGCGCCUGGUGGUCUGCGAGUUCUGAGCCACCGGGGUGGGGGACCACAGUCCGUCCCGGAGCCUGGCCAGCGAGUGGGGGCCCAGACCUGUGUACUGCCGAUGCCCCAAUAAAGUGGUGCCGCCUCUGUUGGCCA